GGCGGGCAGAGGCUUCUCAUUGGUCAGUUCUCCGGAAGCUGGGGGAUUCGGAUUCGCGAGCCCUGCGCUGCGACUGGGGAGCCGCUGGAAGCGCGUGAAUGAGUCCCGGCGCAGGAUGUUCGUCCUGGUGGAGAUGGUGGACACCGUGCGCAUACCGCCGUGGCAGUUUGAGCGGAAGCUCAACGACUCCAUUGCCGAGGAGCUGAACAAGAAAUUGGCCAACAAGGUCGUGUACAACGUGGGACUCUGCAUCUGUCUGUUUGAUAUCACCAAGCUGGAAGAUGCCUAUGUAUUCCCAGGGGACGGAGCAUCACACACCAAAGUCCAUUUCCGAUAUGUGGUGUUCCACCCGUUCCUGGAUGAGAUUCUCAUCGGGAAGAUCAAAGGUUGCAGCCCAGAGGGUGUGCACGUCUCUUUAGGGUUCUUCGAUGACAUUCUCAUCCCUCCUGAGUCAUUGCAGCAGCCUGCCAAGUUUGAUGAAACAGAACAGGUCUGGGUGUGGGAGUAUGAGACAGAGGAGGGUGCACACGACCUGUACAUGGACACCGGCGAGGAGAUCCGCUUCAGGGUAGUGGAUGAGAGCUUUGUGGACACAUCCCCCACAGGACCCAGCUCAGCCGAGGCUGCCUCUGCCAGCGAGGAGUUGCCAAAGAAGGAAGCGCCGUACACGCUUGUGGGAUCUAUCAGUGAGCCAGGCCUGGGCCUUCUCUCCUGGUGGACCAGUAACUAGCCCUGGACCUUAACAGUGACUGCCCAGCUUGAAGACCCUGCCCAGACCCUCAGAAGUGGAGUAGUUGGCAAAUUCUGAGGAGUGCUGCCCAGACCUAGGCUGGGUGGGACCAGGAGUGCCAUCCCUCCCCAGCUCUGGUUCUCUGCCUUCUGGAGCCAGCCCUGAAGUCCUCUGCACCAGAUUGCUUUUGGGUUUUUGAAAGUCUCAUGGAUCCAGGCUGGCUUCUCACUUGCUGUGCAGCAUAGAGUAACUGAGUUUCUGAUCCUCCAGCCUCUACCUCUUGAGUGCUGCAGUUACAGGUGUGCACCCCCACAUCGACUUUAUGUGGUAGCGAGGAUGGAGCCGGAACUUCGUGCACACCAGGCAAGCGCUCUACCAACCUCGCCCGCACACGGACUAGCUUAUUUCUUCAGCGCUGAGGAUGGAACCCAGGGCCUCUUUUAUGUUAGGCAGGUAUUGUACUACUGAGCUAGGCCCAGCCUAUCCCUUCCUGUGAACGUCUGGUUUUCAGUGACAGAAGAAACAUCUAAUAAAUAAGGACAGCAGCAGGAGCCCUCCCCCCUUUCAGCAGCUGACAUCAUGAUCUAAGAUCACCAAAUUGCCAACCUGGGACAGCAUUCCCAGAUGUAGGACUUUGGCAUUUAUGAGACCAGACUGACUCUAGCUGAGCUUGGCGGUUCUGUAGUAAAUGCAGAGGCCACUCAAGCGGGUGAUUUAAGGCCAGGGCUGUUAGCUACAGCACCAACUGCAGACACCUUUCCCCAUCAUUUGGAAGGAGCACUCCUCCCCUCCCCAAAUGAGCCAAACCAGCCCCUUGUCUAGGACAUGGAGGCUAUGGGGUUGCUGUCCUAAGGUCUACUGUAUAAGAAGCCUGGGGUUGCCACUGUCCCGAUGUGACCACAAGUAUCAUGUGGGGUUAGUGAUGCCCCAGGUCUCAGCAAAUGACUCUGCCAAGCACUGUUGUCCUUUCUCCCACUGGCACUAAGAUAUUUGUGUAAUAAGUACUGUUUGGUAACAAACCUCAA
This is a messenger RNA of Peromyscus californicus insignis, 1755 nucleotides long. RefSeq names its product RNA polymerase III subunit H (gene Polr3h). The coding region runs from base 116 to 730 and encodes 204 amino acids. NCBI's taxonomy places the organism in Eukaryota, Metazoa, Chordata, Mammalia, Rodentia, Cricetidae. Gene Ontology annotation, molecular function: DNA-directed RNA polymerase activity; DNA binding. Gene Ontology annotation, cellular component: RNA polymerase III complex. The transcript is spliced from 7 exons. Gene Ontology annotation, biological process: DNA-templated transcription; transcription initiation at RNA polymerase III promoter. The record is from RefSeq and is a predicted model, not a curated record.